GCCAAGACGUACAAAUAGUGUAUAAUGGUAACGUUAAAGGUGUUUUUAUAAAAGUUUUUGCGAUCAGUCAAACGGCUUGGUAUUUUGUCGCCUACGCGCCAAACAUACUUUGUUUGCAGAACAGUAGCGCGGGCUACGGCACAGUUAGUGCACGUUGGCAGCGACGUACGUCAGCGGCACCGUGAACGACCUGCGUUGCUUUACCGUACAAGCGCCCGACGCGUCUGCACGUCCGCCCGCCUUAGCGCUCGCUUUGAAACGUGCGUUGUAGUUUCAUAGUGUUAAAACUUCUAGGACUGGACUAUUUCAAAUUAAUUAAAAGUGUAUAAUAGUGAUUAACAAUGAACGUUAUAAGUUUUUUAAAAAUAGUUUCGCCUGGAGUUUCUUUUUAAAGUUGAAAGGAAGCAGUCUGAACUUCGGAAAAUAUAAUAAAAAGUGGUGGCCCGCGCCGAUGGCGCACGGCAGGGCGGCGACGCACAGCGCUUAAUCCCAGACGCGCUGCCCUUCGACAUGAACGAUAUCCCUGCAAACGUGUACGACGCGCGUAGAAUGAUCUACAACUUGCCUCAAGUUCAUCACACUGAGCUGUCUAUUCACGCCGUGUCAACGCAUGAGCCGUUGAAACCAAAAGAUGAGCCCUCGUACAGUUUAGCGAACAACAACAUGUGUACUAUCAGCCUACCUCAUACAGAAACAUCGGCAUAUCACGGUCGUCUUUGUCUGCAAGAUGGCCCUGAUACUUCUGAAAAUCCGAUACUCAAAGGCGAUGAGGAGCUGUCCAGAGUGUAUCAAACUCUAUCAUUGCCACCAAUAUCACGGGAGGAGGCAACUAACUCCAAUAGCAGCGAUACAAAGAAUAAGCCAAAUACUCCGGCUCCAGCUAGUCCCGGAAGUGCGUCUGAAAUGAAGCCCCAGUCUACGACACCAACUUCGCAGGUUCUUACCAAGCCACCUUAUUCCUAUGUGGCUUUGAUAACAAUGGCUAUACAGAACAGUCAGACUAAACGCGCGACCUUGAGUGAAAUAUAUUCUUACAUCACCAAGGAAUUCCCAUUCUUUGAAAAGAAUAAGAAGGGCUGGCAAAACUCUAUCAGGCACAACUUAAGCUUAAACGAGUGCUUUAUCAAAGUGCCGAGAGAAGGUGGUGGUGAGAGGAAGGGGAAUUAUUGGACUCUUGAUCCCCAAUGCGUCGAUAUGUUCGAGAAUGGGAAUUACAAGAGGAGGCGUAGGAUGAAGAGGCCUUUCCGAGCAACGCCCUAUCCCAAGACACUAUUCGGAGAGGGCUACGUGACGCAUGUGGGCCAGCACCCGCACAUGCAGUCCAUCUCGCUGGGACACAGAAACUACUUCGGGUCUACCUCUCCAUACCCGCCGUCGUAUCCACGAUAUGAUACGUCUUGGCUCGCUCAGCCCAAUGGAGGUCUGGGGUAUAGCAGCGGAUGCACGAUGGGUCGGAGUCCUCCUGGUUGCUCUCCACACAGCGCGCUGUCACACCAGUCACCAUCAGUCAACCCUUUUGCUACACACCAGAUACAGGGGCAGCUCCAAAACCAGCUGCAGUCGAUGCAGCCUAUGUCUAUGAAUAGUUACAACGCCAUCAAUAUUCCACCUCUUGAUGGAUCAUCUAGUCCAGGAUCUGGUUAUGCAGCCGCCGGCGGCUUCUCACCAAGUCGGCAUCACGACAUCGUUACAUCUUCUGACGCUGUCUCACGCUUCUCUUUCUGGCCGGAAGGAGGCUCUCCAAGCCCCAACCCUGGAUAUGUGUCUACAAGCAGCUUCUCACCUCGGCGUCAUGAUGCAGUCACAUCAUCAGAUACAGCUGGACGAUUUACUUUUUGGCCAGAAGUUGGAGUCAAGGAGGAGUCUUCAUCCAGCAUACUCUCCAACGCGACCUCAUACUCCAAGUGCUUCAUGUAAAGCCAACGAAAUUGUACCCAAGAACGAGGCUAUUUAACUUAAUCGAUCUAUUGCAUUAAUAUUGUUAUUAGUUUAUAAUAUUAUUUUAUGUGGUCAGUGUUUAGGAAUAAGGUAGUUUUAAAGUCGAUGAAGAGAGCUAGCUUUAAAAAAACCUGGCUGACACUUAAGGUACAUUUUAAUUGAAAUUUAUUAAAAAUAACAAACAAAAAUUACAGAGAAUAUUUCAAAUUAAAUUUGUCACAUAAAUUUUGUUCUGGCGUUUCUAGACACAGGCCCACGAUAAUGGUCGUCACAUACGAUUGAUAAAUUCAUGGAAUAAUAUUGAAAUAUUAAUUUCUGUUAAAGGCGGUCAUUUGUAUAAACUAUCAAAAUUCAUAUGAAUUACAUUUCGAAUGUAUGUUCGAGCUACAAAUUCAAUUAUAGUUAAAGCUAGCUCUAAAACAGAGUUGACCCUAUGAAAAGUAAAAGUGUAAAAUUAUAAGCGAAUCGUUCAAAAUAUCCCACCGAUAAAAAUAAUAUCGAGGGGCAUUCAAAGCAUGUUAAAGAUAUUUCACGGCUAAAAUAUUUUCGUAGAAAGGCGGAUACAGGGUCACUCUUAAGAUAAUUUUAGUGGUUUAAAUAUUUUUGAAUCUCUAUGUGUAAUAGUGCAAAUACAUAUUCAAUCCUUAAGCAUAUUUAUUAUUAAUUUAUUUAUUUUCAGCGCGUUUCAUCUAGUUCGUACAAAUGUAAGCGAACUCCAAAAAGUAACCAUUGUGGGUCCAUUAGUUUAUAUUCAAAGUAAAAUUUGCUAAAAGUAUAAAUGUUAAGGAAAAUUCUAUAUUCCUUAAAACUAAAAAGUAAGUUUACACGGAAAAUUAACGUUUUACAAUUUGUACGAUUAAAUUCGAAACGUAAUCGUGAUAUAUAAUACUCUAUGGGACCCCCUUCUAACUUAUGAGCUUUGUAUAUGUCAUAACUAUUUAUUAAUAACAUAUUAAGGUAUAUAUUUUGAAUCUGUAUACAUUUACCUCUGCCGCUGUUUCGGACGAUCUCUCACAAACAAAAUGAUCAAGCAUUCCUCAAUUUUUUUGCUGAAUUAUGUUUCUUUACUGAUAAGAAUAAUAUUUAGUUAAUUUUGUCAAUUAUUAUAAUGCUUUUGUAGUAUACGUCAAUAUCUAGAUGUCGACGUUAUAAAUGUAUGUAGUAGAUGUUUGUAAUUUAUAAUUAUUAGGUAAAUUAAUGUUUCGAUUAUAAGUGGUUAUUUUUUUAAUAUAUACCUUGUGUAGAUAUGUUUGUCUCAUCCAGUUUCUAUUAUUCUAUUAUUUGAGUAUAUAGUUGUGUUUUUUUUUUAUUUAUAUCCAUACUUUAAUACGUUGAAGUGUGAUUUUUCGCGAUCACACUUUUCAACAAAUUCAAUUUGUUUUUUUUUUUUUUAUUAUUAUUAUAUGAUUAUAUUAUAACUUUUUGGACUUAGUCCAUUAAUUUUCUUAAUCCUGUUCUAAUUUAUGUUAGUGUUCAGGUCAAUGUGUAAAAUUUUUGAAUUCUUGAUGUUAUUACUGUUUAGUCGUAUCUUGACAAUAAUUCUUGAUGUAUCGGCGUUCUCGGUGCAAUAGAUUUAUUAGUGAUUGUAAGUCAAUGUGAUUUUUGUUUUUCUGUCAAGAUUUUUUUUAUUGUAAGUCUGUUGAUCAGCUUAAUUAUAAAAAAAUAUUGUGCGCUAAUAUUAUUCGAG
Nymphalis io (European peacock) is the source of this 3625-nucleotide messenger RNA. Its product is annotated as forkhead box protein L2-like. The transcript is spliced from 11 exons. Gene Ontology annotation, molecular function: DNA-binding transcription factor activity, RNA polymerase II-specific; RNA polymerase II cis-regulatory region sequence-specific DNA binding. Bases 511 to 1917 code for a protein of 468 amino acids. The record is from RefSeq and is a predicted model, not a curated record. Gene Ontology annotation, biological process: cell differentiation; anatomical structure morphogenesis; regulation of transcription by RNA polymerase II. Lineage: Eukaryota; Metazoa; Arthropoda; Insecta; Lepidoptera; Nymphalidae.